This is a messenger RNA of Ostrinia nubilalis (European corn borer), 648 nucleotides long. Its product is annotated as zwei Ig domain protein zig-8-like. The transcript is spliced from 4 exons. Gene Ontology annotation, biological process: synapse organization. The annotation marks the transcript as partial. Lineage: Eukaryota; Metazoa; Arthropoda; Insecta; Lepidoptera; Crambidae. Gene Ontology annotation, cellular component: neuron projection membrane. The record is from RefSeq and is a predicted model, not a curated record.
CCCUCCUUCGACGCGGCCACUCCGCGCAACGUCACCGCGCUCGUCGGCAAGUCGGCCUACCUCAGCUGCCGCGUGCGCAACCUCGGCAACAGAACGGUGUCGUGGAUCCGGCACCGCGACCUGCACAUCCUGACGGUGGGCGGCUACACGUACACGUCGGACCAGCGCUUCCAGGCCACGCACGCGCCGCUGGCAGACGACUGGACGCUGCACAUCAAGUGGGCGCAGCAGCGCGACGCCGGCGUCUACGAGUGCCAGGUCUCCACGCAGCCCGUGCGCUCUUUCUUCGUCACCCUGCACGUUGUUGUGCCGUCGGCGCGCAUCCUGGGCGGGCCUGACCUGCACGUGGACAUCGGCUCCACCAUCAACCUCACGUGCCUCAUCCAGUUCAGCCCCGAGCCGCCCGCCUACAUCUUCUGGUACCACGAGGACGAGGUGAUUUCGUACGACUCGUCGCGCGGCGGCGUGUCGGUGGUGACGGAGAAGGGCGCGGCCACCACGUCGUACCUGCUGGUGCAGGACGCCGCGCCCGCCGACUCCGGCCGCUACUCCUGCUCGCCCUCCAACGCCGAGGUGGCGUCUGUGCGCGUGCACGUGCUCAACGGUCAGUACCGCCAGAGUAAACAAAUGAGUAGGUCAUCUUCUUAG